Molecule: messenger RNA, 1240 nt
Organism: Choloepus didactylus (southern two-toed sloth)
Lineage: Eukaryota; Metazoa; Chordata; Mammalia; Pilosa; Megalonychidae
Gene: EIF3H
Product: eukaryotic translation initiation factor 3 subunit H
Exons: 8
Coding region: 27-1085 (352 amino acids)
Cellular component (GO): eukaryotic 43S preinitiation complex; eukaryotic translation initiation factor 3 complex; cytosol
Molecular function (GO): translation initiation factor activity; metallopeptidase activity; protein binding
Source: RefSeq, a predicted model, not a curated record
CUCUUUCUUCCUGUUUGGCUGGGAAGAUGGCGUCCCGCAAGGAAGGUACUGGCUCUCCUGCCUCCUCUUCCACUACAGCCACCGGCGCAGCCGGGAAAGGCAAAGGCAAAGGCGGCUCCGGAGACUGGGCUGUGAAGCAAGUACAAAUCGAUGGCCUGGUUAUAUUAAAAAUAAUCAAACAUUAUCAAGAAGAAGGACAAGGAACUGAAGUUGUCCAAGGAGUGCUUUUGGGCCUGGUUGUAGAAGAUCGGCUUGAAAUUACCAACUGCUUUCCUUUCCCCCAGCAUACAGAGGAUGAUGCUGACUUUGAUGAAGUUCAAUAUCAGAUGGAAAUGAUGCGGAGUCUUCGCCAUGUUAACAUUGAUCAUCUCCAUGUGGGCUGGUACCAGUCCACAUACUAUGGCUCCUUCGUCACCCGGGCGCUCCUGGAUUCUCAGUUCAGUUAUCAACACGCCAUUGAAGAAUCUGUUGUUCUCAUUUACGAUCCCAUAAAAACUGCCCAAGGGUCUCUUUCACUGAAGGCAUACAGGUUGACUCCUAAACUGAUGGAAGUUUGUAAAGAGAAGGAUUUUUCUCCUGAAGCAUUGAAAAAGGCAAAUAUCACCUUUGAGCACAUGUUUGAAGAAGUGCCGAUUGUAAUUAAAAAUUCACAUCUGAUCAACGUCCUAAUGUGGGAGCUUGAGAAGAAGUCAGCUGUAGCAGAUAAACAUGAAUUGCUCAGUCUUGCUAGCAGCAAUCACUUGGGAAAGAAUCUGCAGUUGCUCAUGGACAGAGUGGAUGAAAUGAGCCAGGAUAUAGUUAAAUAUAACACAUACAUGAGGAACACUAGUAAACAGCAGCAGCAGAAACAUCAGUAUCAGCAGCGACGCCAGCAGGAGAACAUGCAGCGCCAGAGUCGAGGAGAGCCCCCACUCCCUGAGGAGGACCUGUCCAAGCUCUUCAAACCACCCCAGCCCCCUGCCAGGAUGGAUUCACUGCUCAUUGCAGGCCAGAUUAACACUUACUGCCAGAACAUUAAGGAGUUUACUGCCCAAAACCUAGGCAAACUCUUCAUGGCCCAGGCUCUUCAAGAAUACAACAACUAAAAGAAGGAAGUUUCCAGAGAAGGAGUUAACAUGGACUCUUGAGAUCACAUUGGAGCAACUCUGAAAAGCACAGAAGAUUCUUUUAAUGUCAUGGCCACCUUUGGCUAUAAAGUUGUCUUUCUAGCCAAAAAUAAAAUAAAAUAAGAUAAAAUUUG